This is a messenger RNA of Periophthalmus magnuspinnatus, 3005 nucleotides long. RefSeq names its product zinc finger protein 36, C3H type-like 1a (gene zfp36l1a). Gene Ontology annotation, molecular function: mRNA binding; metal ion binding. The coding region runs from base 186 to 1274 and encodes 362 amino acids. The transcript is spliced from 2 exons. NCBI's taxonomy places the organism in Eukaryota, Metazoa, Chordata, Actinopteri, Gobiiformes, Gobiidae. The record is from RefSeq and is a predicted model, not a curated record.
CACUCCGCAGGCUCCUCCCGCCCUUUGGCCGCAGUUAAAACCCAAAUGUCGGCUCCGUACCAGGGCAGAGGGGCAGUUCUGCACGGCCAGCAACACUGGAGCUGCAAAAGGAGUCUCCGUAAACCCGUGCAACUUCCUACCACGCGCACAUCUUUUCUUUUCUGUGGAGUCGGGUCGCUGCCAGGAUGACCACUGCUGUUGUGUCGCCCUUUUUCGACUUUGAAGUUAUGAACAAGAACAAUAAACUGCUCAGCUACAACAACAACCACGUGGCCGCCCCUCACACCAUGUCUGUCCCCUGCACUGGCACAAACCUGCCCCUCUCGAGCCCCGGAGCCCUGCUGGACAGGAAGGCUGUGGGCUCCCCCCCAGGAGUGUACCAGAGACGCCACUCUGUGAGCAGCACCAAGUUCAGCCAGAACCAGUUCAUCAGCAGUCUGAAGGCCACAGACCACCCUCUCAUCUCAGGGCUAAACAACAACAAAGAGAACCGCCUAAGGGAGCGCUCCUUCUCCGAAACAGGAGAGCGGCUGCUCAGCAAGUGCCUGGGUCCGGCCAGCCCUGGCGGGGGCAGCCCAGUCAACUCCAGUCGAUACAAGACAGAGCUGUGCCGACCCUUCGAGGAGAACGGCUCCUGUAAAUAUGGAGACAAAUGUCAGUUUGCUCACGGCAUCCAUGAACUGCGCAGCCUCAGCCGCCACCCCAAGUACAAGACGGAGCUGUGCCGCACCUUCCACACCAUCGGCUUCUGCCCCUAUGGCCCGCGCUGCCAUUUCAUCCACAAUGCAGAGGAGCGCCGCGGACCCCCACAGACGACACCCCUAAACCCCUCCAAUAAGAUGGAGCGUCCACGCCUGCAGCACAGCUACAGCUUCGCCGGCUUCUCCAGCUCGGCCGGUCUGAGGGACAGUCCCACCUCUGUCACCCCUCCUCCAGCCUUCUUCCCGGACGAGCUCUCAGAGUGGCCCAGCAGUAACCCCUUCACCUACUCCAGCCAAGAGCUGGCCAACCUGUUCGGCCCCAGCCUGGGGACAGGUCCCCUAGGCUCUGAACCGGGCGCCCCCCCCUCUCCCACCAACACACCGUACUAUUUCAGACCCAUGGUAGAGUCUCCCCACUUGUUUGAGGCCCCCUGCAGCCCCCCAGACUCUCUCUCAGACCAGGAGGGCUACCAGAGCAGCUCUGGAGGCAGCCUGAGUGGCUCCGAGAGCCCCACUCUGGACAACACGCGGCGCCUGCCCAUCUUCAGCCGCCUCUCCAUCUCCGAUGACUAACUGCACUCUCUAUCUGUUCCUAUGGCGGUCUGUUUAUACCUUAGGACUGACUGACUCUCUCUGCCUCUCUGACAUGGCACUCCCCGUUACCUCUGCCCCUGCCCCGCGUUACCCUUGCCCCCUGAUACAUGUCCUCCUAUGUGGAUGUCGUCUUUAAGGGAAGCUACACAUGAUCAUGCCAUUGUAAGCUGCAGUCUUGCCCUGUCCUGUGUCAUAGUGCCAAACCAGAGGAACCAAACAGUGGAGAACAUGGACUGGAGCAGGUGCCACUGAUGGUGACUUGUUGUUGAAUGUGUAGCAGCACAGGAGGCCUUGGACCAGGGGUGUGGCCUUGGACCGGGGGCAUGCACUAGACCCCUCCCACUGUAAUUCUGCCUUAGCCGACGGCGCUCACGGACUGCAGCAGCUCCAGCCUUCACAGACCUAUAGUUUUUAACUCAAAAUGGCUGGUUUCUGCGUGUUAUGGGUGAAUGGACUACUGUUUUUGGUUCUUUCCUCUCCCUUCUGCACCCCCCCCCCCUCCCCCCACAGAUCUUGUGUAAUUGUGGACUGGGUGAUUCUGCCGGAAAGACUCUUUGAACUGGAAGUUGGGUUUGCCCCUCUCUCUUUCUCUUCUUCUUAAAUGUUGCUGGUCACUGCCUCUCUCUUGGGAGGGAAGAAAACCCCGAUAUCAAACUGCUCCUAGCCCCGCCCCUUUCCGCACUGGGGGUAAUUCCAGCAUUCCCUGAUCAGAUCUCAAGCUGUUUUACCGUUCCGCCCCCUCUGCGCUGUCACAUCCCUUGGCUUUCUUUGUUUGAAAAUUAUUUUUUAUUAAUGUUAUUAUGGUUAUUAUAUUUGUUUGAAAAACUUUCCAGACAGAAGGUUUGCUCACUGCUUAUUUAACUUAUCAGAACAUAUUUAUUGGUGAUCAUAUGCAUUUUUUGUUAAUUUUGUUUAUAUUUAUCUGGAUAAUGAGCAAUAGAAUAUAUUUUCUUUUAUGUUAAAUUAUGAUCUUCCGUAUUAAUCUUAAGAUUGUGAAGACGUUUUGUCAAGUUCCUUUUUUCACAGUUUAAUAUAUUGUACUUCAGUGACUUUUGUUCUUGCAACUACACUUUGUCAAAAAAGUUAAUUUAAAGCAAAAUAGACGUUUGCGUUUUGAUUAUUUAUUACUUUUCCCUCGUAUCUGACUGCAAUCCCGUCUGGACUACCCAUCCUCCACUGUCAAAGGAGCCGUUUCGAGUAUUUUUCCGAGUACUUUGGGUUGAAAUGGGGUGCACUACGGACUCCAAUUGUAAGGAAUUACACUGUGGAGUCCUGGAAUUCUGUAAACCCUCUGUUAUUCCGAGCGAUCGCUUCACCAAAUGGGUUUAUGGAGAGUGGGAUAUUUUGUUUUUCCUUGUUUUGGAUCAGAUGCUUGUUGCACUUGCUUGGCUCUCCUUCGACCAUAAGAGUGCCUUUACGACAUUCCAGGUAGCUAAUGUAAGGUCUAUGCCGCCUUUUAUUCUAUUAUAUAUUUGAAAGCUCAAAUGAUUUUUUUUUUUUUUUUGUUUUAUUUCAAAGUCACUUGUGUGUUGCCUUGACGUGUUAAAAGAGCGGUGAACGAUUCGACGCAAAGAAAGUAAAAGAUGAAUGUAUUUCAGCCAUGUUUUUAUGUUCACUACAGUAAUUUUGUGAGUUUCUAUGGAAACAAACUUUCUCUUUUUGUAAGUAUUGAUUGCAGUUAAAUAAACCUGUAUUUUUGGAAAAGUUCAA